This is a messenger RNA of Pipistrellus nathusii (Nathusius's pipistrelle), 1695 nucleotides long. NCBI's taxonomy places the organism in Eukaryota, Metazoa, Chordata, Mammalia, Chiroptera, Vespertilionidae. The record is from the annotation of a GenBank genome assembly.
AUGUCGAGCAAAUCCACCAUCAGGACCCAAAGCAGCAGCCACCGUGGCUUCAGUGCCAGCUCAGCCAGAGUCCCUGGGGGCUGCCGCUCUGGCUUCAGCAGUGUCUCUGUGUCUCGCUCCAGGGGCAGUGGAGGCCUCGGUGGAGUGUGUGGAGGAGCUGGCUUUGGCAGCAGGAGCCUCUAUAGCCUGGGGGGCUCCAAGAGGAUUUCCAUCGGAGGUGGCAGCUGUGCCAUCAGUGGAGGAUACGGUGGCAGAGUUGGAGGUGGCUUUGGCUUUGGAGGUGGAGCCGGGAGUGGAUUUGGCUAUGGCGGUGGAUAUGGUGGUGGCCUUGGGCUCGGUGGUGGAGCUGGCUUUGCUGGUGGUUAUGGGGGCGCUGGCUUCCCUGUGUGCCCCCCUGGAGGCAUCCAAGAGGUCACAAUCAACCAGAAUCUCCUCACUCCUCUGAACCUGCAAAUCGACCCCACCAUCCAGCGGGUGAGGACUGAGGAGCGGGAGCAGAUCAAGACCCUCAACAACAAGUUCGCCUCCUUCAUUGACAAGGUACGCUUCCUGGAGCAGCAGAACAAGGUCCUGGACACCAAGUGGACCCUGCUGCAGGAGCAGGGCACCAAGACCGUGAGGCAGAAUCUAGAGCCUUUGUUUGAGCAGUACAUCAACAACCUCAGGAGACAACUGGACAGUAUCGUUGGGGAGAGAGGCCGCCUGGAUUCAGAGCUCAGGGGCAUGCAAGACAUGGUGGAGGACUUCAAGAACAAAUAUGAAGAUGAAAUCAACAAGCGCACCACCGCAGAGAAUGAAUUUGUGUCUCUGAAGAAGGAUGUGGAUGCUGCCUACAUGAAUAAGGUUGAACUCCAAGCCAAAGUAGAUGCUCUCAUGGAUGAGAUCAACUUCACCAGAGCCUUCUAUGAAGCUGAACUGGCUCAGAUGCAGACCCACAUCUCAGACACUUCUGUGGUGCUUUCCAUGGACAACAACCGUAACCUGGACCUGGACAGCAUCAUUGCUGAAGUCAAGGCCCAAUAUGAAGAGAUUGCUCAGAGGAGUAGGACUGAGGCUGAGUCCUGGUACCAGACCAAGUAUGAGGAGCUUCAGGUCACAGCUGGCAGACAUGGGGAUGACCUGCGCAACACCAAGCAGGAGAUUGCUGAGAUCAACCGCAUGAUCCAGAGGCUGAGAUCUGAGAUUGAUCACGUCAAGAAACAGUGCGCCAGCCUGCAGGCCGCCAUUGCUGAUGCUGAGCAGCGUGGGGAGAUGGCCCUCAAGGAUGCCAAGAAUAAGCUGGUUGAGCUGGAAGAUGCCCUGCAGAAAGCCAAGCAGGACAUGGCCCGGCUCCUGAAGGAGUACCAGGAGCUGAUGAAUGUCAAGCUGGCCCUGGACGUGGAGAUUGCCACCUACAGGAAGCUGCUGGAAGGCGAGGAGUGCAGGCUGAGUGGGGAAGGUGUUGGACCAGUCAACAUCUCUGUGGUGCAGUCCACCGUCUCCAGUGGCUAUGGCAGUGCCGGUGGUGUUGGCAGUGGCUUUGGCCUGGGCGGAGGCAGCGGCUACUCCUAUGGCAGUGGUCACGGCCUUGGAGGUGGCUUCAGUUCUGGCAGUGGCAGAGGCUUUGGAGGUGGCCUCAGCUCUGUUGGGGGCAGCAGUUCCACCAUCAAAUACAGCACCACCUCAUCCUCCAGCAGGAAAAGCUACAAGCACUGA